AUGGCAAGAGGUAGAGUGAAGUCUAACAAUGGUGUUGGUGAACUAGGGGCCGAGGGGGUCCUUCACCAAAUCAAGCAUGAAUCUCUAGUUGAGAUCGUGAGAUACAAAGAGUGCAUGCAUAACCAUGCAGCCUCCAUGGGUUACUAUACCAUCGAUGGAUGUUGUGAGUUUGUGAAAGGUGGGGAGGAUGGAACUCCAGAAUCUCUUCUUUGUGCUGCUUGUGAAUGCCACCGGAGCUUCCAUCGGAAGGAGGUCCUUUUCCAUGACGGCACAACCGAAGUUUGGUACCUCCCUCGCCCUGUGACAAUUGUUGCUGCUCCAAUCCCAUUACCACAUAAUAUCUUUCUGUACAAUUUGAGGGCCCCACCACUGAAUCAACAUCAGAAUGAGGUACCAUCUGAGAUACUCAGAGAAGGAGAAACCAAGGUGGAAAUGGAAGGAACGAAGAAGCCGAGAACAAAGCUGACGAAGGAGCAGAAGGAAAGAAUGAGUGCUUUCGCUGAAAGGUUAGGUUGGAAAUCACACAGGCAUAAUGACGAAGAAAUUCGCAAGUUCUGCUCUGAUAUUGGGAUUAGUCGUAGAGUGUUCAAAGUUUGGUUAAACAAUAACAGAUAUGGGAAGGGGGCUGCUCUACCACCCUCAUCAUCAGCAUCGCCACCGCCACCGCCACAACAACCAUCAUCACCACCUCCAUCGAUGCCACCGCUACCCCCCACCUUUUGCUCAAGCUAG
This is a messenger RNA of Vitis riparia (riverbank grape), 732 nucleotides long. Its product is annotated as zinc-finger homeodomain protein 2-like. Gene Ontology annotation, biological process: regulation of DNA-templated transcription; regulation of developmental process. Gene Ontology annotation, molecular function: DNA-binding transcription factor activity; transcription cis-regulatory region binding. The record is from RefSeq and is a predicted model, not a curated record. Bases 1 to 732 code for a protein of 243 amino acids. Gene Ontology annotation, cellular component: nucleus. NCBI's taxonomy places the organism in Eukaryota, Viridiplantae, Streptophyta, Magnoliopsida, Vitales, Vitaceae. The transcript has a single exon.